Molecule: messenger RNA, 2011 nt
Organism: Uloborus diversus
Lineage: Eukaryota; Metazoa; Arthropoda; Arachnida; Araneae; Uloboridae
Biological process (GO): sulfation
Cellular component (GO): cytoplasm
Molecular function (GO): sulfotransferase activity
Source: RefSeq, a predicted model, not a curated record
AAAAUGCUGAACAUGGAAAGAUGUACCAUAAAAAGGACGCAGAUAGUUGAUGGCUUAAGAAUACCUUCCGCUUUCUCACCUGAGACAUUUCGAUCUGCACUAAAAUAUCAGCCCAGAGACGAUGACGUGUUCAUCGUGACUUUUCCGAAGUGUGGAACAACAUGGGCCCAGCAGAUUAUCACUCUCAUCUUUCGACAAGGUGUUCCAGCAUCUGCAGAAGAGAUGGGAGAAAUUACUCCAUUUUUAGAAUUAAAAGGUGCAAAAGCUGCGGAAGACAUGCCGAGACCAGGAGCCAUUAAAACUCACUUGCUCUACCAUUUAUGCCCAUGGUCAUCGAAAGCAAAAUAUAUUUUCAUCGCCAGGAACCCGAAGGAUUGUUGCGUUUCUUUCUAUCAUCAUAUGAGAAGUCACCGCUUCGAAGGCUCAUUCGACGAUUUUUUUGAAAUAUUUCUGUCCGGAGAGACCUUGUUUGGAGAUUAUUUUGAUCAUCUUCUUAGUUGGUAUCAGCACAGGAAUGAUCCGAAUGUUUUCUUCACAACCUAUGAAUACAUGAAAGUCGAUGUAAAAAGAGCCAUUCUCGAGAUGGCAUCGUUCCUUGACGAUAAACUAUACGCAGAGCCUUUGCGAUCUGGUGCUGAAAAACUUGAAAAAGUGGUUAAAUAUAGUAGUUUUGAAUACAUGAGCAGCAUCUACAACCAAACUGAGACUCAAUCCACAGACAUCCCGCAACAAUCCAAAACGAAAGUCAGUGAUGGGGAACAAAAAUGUAACAGCGAAAGUAAUACUAAUGGAGCAGACGACACAGAAAGGAUGAGGCCAAGAAAUUUCAUUCGCAAGGGAGUAACAGGUGAUUGGAAAAACUAUUUUUCUGACGAACAGAGUCGACGAUUAGACGAAAAAGCUGCUAUGCGACUGAACGACACUGAACUUCUAUUGCAGUGGAAGGAACAUACGCUGACAAUGGCAGAAACUCCAGGCGCUCCACUUUCACAAAUUGUGGAAGGUUUGCGGAUACCCGCAAUGUUUUCGGCGGAUGCCUUUCGUUCCGGUAUGCAUUACAAGCCCCGCAACGACGACGUCAUCAUCGUUACCUACCCAAAGUGCGGAACCACCUGGACUCAGCACAUAGUCGACCUGAUUUAUCGUCAUGGCGAGAAACCGACUUCUUCACUUGUCACACACGUGACACCUUUUCUGGAUGUUGCAGGUGCCGAAGGAGCCGAGAAAGUGCCACGCCCGGGACCAUUGAAGUGCCACUACCCUUUCCACAUGGUUCCAUGGUCUGAUGACGCCAAGUACAUCUACGUCACUAGGAACCCUAAAGAUGCCUGCGUCUCUUUCUAUCAUCACACGAAGAAUAUUCCUGGGCAUGCAUUUGCUGAAGAUUUCAACACCUUCUUCGAAAUUUUCAUUGCUGGAAAGGCUGACUAUGGAGAUUAUUUUGAUCAUCUUCUUGAGUGGUAUAAGCACAGGGACCUUCCGAACGUACUUUUUAUGACGUACGAAGAGAUGAAACAAGACAUUAAAGCAGCAAUUUUAAAAAUUGCUUCUUUUAUGGACGAUAAACUAUACGCCGAGCCCCUCCGUAAUGAUCCGGAAAAACUAGAAAAUGUUGUUAAGUACAGUAGCGUAAAGCACAUGAAGGAAACGGUGAAUAAAGCAAUGGAUGAAAUGUUUAACAUGCCAAAGGAAGAAAUAUUGAAAUCGAACAUGCCAGAGCCAAUGAAAAAGCUGAUAGCAUCUCAGAAGACCGACGAGAAACGAAAGCCUAAUCCAAGUAACUUUGUUCGUAAAGGAAUUGUGGGCGAUUGGCGCAACCACUUUUCCGAAGAACAAAGUAAACGCAUGGAUGAAAAAUUUGCUGAAAGAACAAAAGGCACUGAGAUUGCAAAUUGGUGGAAGGAAUAUAUGUAAGGUAGUCAAAGUUUUGCUGAGUGUAAUUAAUAAUUUUUAUUUAACGAAAAUCUCCAUACUCUUUCUAACAAUAAAGAUUAAAACUUUUUCUAUAUUA